CAGUGACUGUUAAAAAUGACAGGCGGAGAUCGUCAGUCAGCAUUAGUAAACGCAGAUUCGUUCUGGUUUACAUAUACCCUGUCAUCUAUUGCGGCGAUUAUAGCAGAAACAGUAACAUAUCCGUUAGAUUUGACAAAGACCAGAUUGCAGAUCCAGGGUGAGACACAUGUGGGUGGACUCAUUGUCGCAGGACAGAAGAGAGGAAUGGUCAAAACUAUAGUUGGUAUAGGAAGCGAAGAGGGUGCCAUUAAACUCUUUCAAGGUCUCACUCCAGCUUUGUACAGACAUCUAUUGUAUACCGGUUGUAGAAUAUCUUUUUAUGAAAUCAUCAGGGACAAGGUUCUCAAGAAAAAUUCAGAUGGCAGCUUUCCUGUAUGGAAAUCAUCAUUAGGUGGCCUUACAGCAGGUGCUAUGGGUCAGUUCAUUGCUAGUCCUACAGAUCUGGUCAAAGUUCAGAUGCAGAUGGAAGGUCGACGAAGGUUAGAGGGUAAAGCUCCAAGAGUAAAAAGUACAGCUCAGGCAUUUCGAAAAAUAAUAACAGAGGAAGGUGUUAGAGGUCUAUACAGAGGCGUUGUGCCAAAUGUCCAGAGAGCAGCAUUAAUCAAUAUGGGAGAUCUAGCAACAUAUGAUACAGUUAAACAGGGAGUUUUACAGUAUACAUCUUUGACGGAUAAUUGGGUUACACAUACAAUAUCAGGUACCUGUUCCGGACUAUCAAUGGCCAUCUUAGGGACCCCAGCUGAUGUCAUAAAAACUAGAAUUAUGAAUCAACCAACAGAAAACGGAAGAGGUAAAUUAUAUGCAGGAUCAAUGGAUUGUUUGGUGAAGACAGUCAAUCAAGAAGGCUUCUUAGCUCUAUAUAAAGGAUUUUUACCGAUAUGGGGAAGACUUGGACCAUGGUCAUUGAUAUUCUGGAUAUCCUUUGAACAAAUCAGGAAGCUGUGUGGUGUAUCAUCAUUCUAAUCUCA
Messenger RNA from Mytilus trossulus (common blue mussel), 968 nucleotides. Its product is annotated as mitochondrial uncoupling protein 4-like. Bases 16 to 963 code for a protein of 315 amino acids. The record is from RefSeq and is a predicted model, not a curated record. Gene Ontology annotation, molecular function: transmembrane transporter activity. Gene Ontology annotation, biological process: transmembrane transport; response to cold. NCBI's taxonomy places the organism in Eukaryota, Metazoa, Mollusca, Bivalvia, Mytilida, Mytilidae. The transcript is spliced from 10 exons.